AUGGCAGUUACUUUCAAAACAAUGCUAGGUCGGGUCAAGGAUGUUUGCAAAAGGAAUGGUUUACUCAUUCUCUCAGUGUUAUCUGUCAUAGUGGGAUGUCUUCUUGGAUUCUUUCUGAGGACAAGGCACCUUUCUUCCCAGGAAAUUAGUUAUUUCCAAUUUCCUGGAGAAUUAUUGAUGAGAAUGUUGAAAAUGUUGAUUCUGCCUCUGGUUGUUUCAAGCCUGAUGUCAGGACUAGCAGCUCUGGAUGCUAAAACAUCUAGUCGAUUAGGCAUCAUUACAGUCACUUACUAUCUGUGGACUACAUUUGUGGCUGUGAUUGUGGGAAUCAUUAUGGUCUCUAUUAUCCAUCCUGGUGGGGCAGCCCAGAAAAAAGACACCCAAGAAGGUGCGAAGCCAAUAAUGAGUUCUGCAGAUGCAUUGCUGGAUCUAAUUCGGAACAUGUUUCCUGCCAACCUUGUGGAAGCCACUUUUAAACAGUAUCAAACCAAAACCAUUCCAAUUGUCAAAGUGAGCAAAACAUCAUCUGAAAGUAUUAGUCGAAUUAUAAUCUAUGGUGUGCAAGAUGAAAAUGGAUCCAACAUCCAGAAUUUUGCUUUGGAUAUUACACCACCACCAGAAGUGAUUUAUAAAUCAGAGCCAGGAACUAGUGAAGGCAUGAAUGUGUUGGGAAUUGUAAUAUUCUCUGCUACCAUGGGUAUAAUGCUGGGCAGAAUGGGCACCAGUGGAGUUCCCUUGGUGAGUUUUUGCCAGUGUUUAAACGAAUCGGUCAUGAAGAUAGUGGCUGUGACUGUAUGGUAUUUUCCAUUUGGAAUAGUGUUUCUUAUUGCUGGUAAGAUUUUGGAAAUGGAUGAUCCCACAGCCAUUGGGAAGAAACUAGGAUUUUAUGCUGGUACAGUACUUUGUGGAUUAUUCGUUCACGGACUCGUUAUUUUGCCAAUGAUGUAUUUCUUCAUCACCAAGAAGAACCCUGUUGUCUUUAUCAGAGGCAUUCUUCAAGCACUGCUUAUUGCUCUGGCCACAUCAUCCAGUUCUGCCACUUUGCCUAUAACUUUUAAGUGCUUAUUAGAGAAUAAUCAUGUGGACCGGAGGGUUGCUAGGUUUGUGCUCCCAGUAGGGGCUACAAUCAACAUGGACGGAACAGCCCUUUAUGAAGCAGUAGCAGCUAUUUUCAUCGCCCAAGUAAACAACUAUGAACUUGAUUUUGGACAAAUCAUUACCAUAAGCAUUACGGCAACAGCUGCCAGCAUAGGAGCUGCUGGAAUCCCACAGGCUGGCCUUGUGACCAUGGUCAUCGUUUUGACAUCAGUGGGGCUGCCUACAGAUGACAUCACUCUAAUAAUUGCAGUUGAUUGGGCUCUGGACAGAUUUCGGACAAUGAUCAAUGUCCUGGGCGAUGCUCUUGCUGCUGGAAUAAUGGCACAUAUUUGCAGAAAAGAAUUCACUGCAGAAAGAUCUGAGAUGCCCUUGAUUGGAGAAACAAAACCUGUUAGUAUCCACAAAAUUAUUGCUUAUCAGAAGAAUGGCUGUGUGAAGUCCAUAAAUAAAAUGCGUGGACCUGAAGCAGUCAAAACAACACUGCAUCACUUACCUAUUCAAGUGGAACAAGAAGAGAAUCACUCAGAACAUUACACAGAGAAACCCAACAAUAAAGACCACUGUACUAUUGAAAUCAGUGAAUUGGAAACAAAUGUGUAAGUACAGUUAAAAGUCCUAAAAGUAUCUGAAAACAAAAGAAUAUCCUGUAAAUGAAGCUGGGACAUGGCCUGCUUCUUCAAUGGCAAGGCAUGCAAUGACUGUUAUUCCUGAACUGAGGUUAUAAGAUAGCUGUGGACAUCUGUGAAGACAGAAGGCUUCAUGGAAGAUGGUUUCCAUUGGUUGUCUGGGUUAGUAGAAAGGAAUGAAUCACUGGACAACUUCUGUUUAUGCUGGGCAAACAAAUAUGGUGAUGUUUCUAAGAAGAAACCUUCUGAUCCACUGAAAUGAUUUCUAAUAAAUCACCUUGUCUUUGUUUUUCUAAUUACAAUGAAUAUACCAGAAAUUCAUUCCUGUUCUAUGAUCCUUAGUUUAAAAAUGUAUUACUAACUAGCCAAUGGAUUAAAGAUAAACUGUGGAGGGGAUCAAGUCCUGGUUACUGAGCCCGUGUUAUGUGAAUAAAGCAUUGUUAUUAACCUGCUGAUUUGGAUACACUGUGAUCAUAAGCAGUGGUUAGUUUAAAAUGGAAAUGGGUUUGCUUUCCUUGCAAAGAUGAAAGUGGAGAGAACAGUAAAUGAAUUGGUGUUACAUGCGACGGGUUCAAAUUGUUUAACAAAUUAUUCUUUUUUGCCGCUUCAUUCUGCUGUCUUCAAUGUUUUGAGUGAAUACUGUAGUAGCUUUCUGAUUGCAUGCCAAAGUAAUGGUUUUAAUUUAUAACACCCUAUAUGGCUUGACACCUAAGUAACUUUGGGACUGCCUCCUUCAAGCAGGUGAGACCUGUCUGUCCCAGGAGAAACUGCUAAUACUGUUAAUACUGCUCCCCAACACCACUUUGAGAGGGGAGGGGAACUGAGGCCCAGAGGUGUUGUUUCUCUAUGA
Messenger RNA from Notechis scutatus (mainland tiger snake), 2574 nucleotides. RefSeq names its product solute carrier family 1 member 7 (gene SLC1A7). The record is from RefSeq and is a predicted model, not a curated record. NCBI's taxonomy places the organism in Eukaryota, Metazoa, Chordata, Lepidosauria, Squamata, Elapidae. Gene Ontology annotation, cellular component: plasma membrane. Gene Ontology annotation, biological process: L-glutamate transmembrane transport. Gene Ontology annotation, molecular function: glutamate:sodium symporter activity; L-glutamate transmembrane transporter activity; neutral L-amino acid transmembrane transporter activity.